GAUGGGGAAUGAGUAAAAGGGGGAAAAAAAAAAGGUGCGCAAAGAGAGAGAGAGAGAGAGAGAGAGAGGAAAAAAUCGGGAGGAGCUUUCGCUUUGGGCUUGGCUUGCGUUGCGUUGCGUUGCGUUGCGUGCAUUCGCAAUCCUUUUGUUCCCUAUUCCUUUGCCGACAUAUAACAUCAUAUCUUCCUUCCUUCCUUUUUUCCUCCUCCCCCUCUCCCCUUGUUUUCUUUUCGCAACGUUUAUCAUUAGCAUUAGCAGUAUAAAGCAAUACAAGAGGCGGUGGUGGAUCUCAUCAAUUGCCUCUGUUAACUGCUAAGGCUCUCAACCUGAUCCUGAAGCUAAAAGGGGCCGACCCGUAGAUAGACACACACCCACAGAGAGAGAGAGAGAGAGAGAGAGAGAAUAAGUUGAACUCAUCAUUCUCACUUCCCCUUCAGCAGCUUUUUGCUUGUUGGGGGGCGGUGUUCUUCUUCUUACUGAGUUCUUCUCGCUCUGUGAGGUGAGCUCCCAGGUGUAUCAUGCCCAACCAAAGAAUGGACGAGUUUGAUUACAUGGGGGACGAGAAGGAUUUUUUCGAUGAAAUGGAUGAAGAAGACAAUGGUAGAGACGCGGAUGAGAUUGCUGACGAAUAUGAAAUGCUUACGAAGCUCACCGAUACAUCUGCUGCCCAAGCAAGAAAGGGAAAGGACAUUCAAGGCAUUCUGUGGGAGAGGCUGAACAUAACUAGGGAGAAAUACAGGUUGACGAGGCUAGAACAGUACAAAAAUUACGAGAACAUUCCUGCCUCGGGUUUGACUUCAGAUAAGGAAUACAAACAAGUGGAAAAGGGUGCAAAUUACUAUGACUUCUUCCACAAUGCGAGAGUAGUGAAGCCCACUAUCCUCCAUUUCCAGCUUCGGAGCUUGGUGUGGGCUACUUCGAAGCAUGAUGUCUACCUUAUGUCCAACUAUUCGCUUAUGCACUGGUCAUCUCUGACUCGCAAUCUGACGGAUGUUCUCAAUUUCUCGGGACAUGUUAAACCCACUGAGAAACAUGCAGGGUGUCUAGUCGAAGGCUUUACGCAGACUCAGAUCAGUACAUUGGCUGUGAAGGAUAAAUUUCUCGUUGCAGGUGGCUUUCAAGGAGAGCUUUUCUGUAAGCAUUUGGAUCGGCCAGGAGUGAGCUUUUGUACGCAGAUGACCUACGAUGACAAUGCCAUAACAAAUGCCAUUGAGAUUUACGACAACCUUAGGGGUGGAAUGCAUUUCAUGGCUUCCAAUAACGACUGUGGGGUGAGAGAAUAUGACAUGGAGAGAUAUCAACUCCUAAAUCAUCAUCGCUUUCCUUGGCCAGUGAACCAUACCUCGAUGAGCCCGGACCGUAAAAUCAUAACUGUUGUCGGGGAUCACUUGGAUGGCUUACUUGUAGAUGCACAAAAUGGAAGGACAAUUGGCACACUGGUGGGCCACCAAGACUACUCCUUCGCCUCGGCAUGGCACCCCAACGGGCAGGUCUUCGCCACGGGCAACCAAGACAAGACGUGCCGUGUCUGGGAUCUGAGGAACGUCUCUGCCCCGCUGGCAGUCCUGAAGGGCAACCUGGGAGCCAUCCGUUCAAUCAGGUUCUCAUCGGACGGGCAGUACAUGGUGAUGGCGGAGCCUGCAGACUUUGUCCAUGUGUACAGCACGAGGGCAGACUACAAGGAGAGACAGGAGAUCGACUUCUUCGGGGAGAUAUCAGGGGUCUCACUUAGUCCGGACGAUGAGUCCAUGUAUAUCGGGAUAUGGGAUCGGACUUACGCGAGCCUCCUGCAGUACAACAGGAGACACAGUUAUGGGUAUCUCGACUCGGUUUUCUGAUGAUGUGAGGGGACAGCGAGGUGAGAGUGUGGGCAGUGGAAGAAGCAGCAAUCUGUUUCUUUCAUCUCCGUUUUCCUUAGUCCUUUUGGUGGGCACUGCAUAGGGAAACAUAGUGUGUUGAGUGGUUCAGGAAAUUUUCUACUUUUAGCGAGGUAUUCAUCUAGAUGUCUUUAUUGAUAUUCGCCGGAGUAAAAUGUGCUGACAAUCGGGAUCGAUAUGCAGUAAUCUUGUAUGAUGUGAUGAUAAGCAAUGAAACAUAAAAAGCAUAAAGCAAUCGAAUAAGCCGUAAAA
Molecule: messenger RNA, 2129 nt
Organism: Punica granatum (pomegranate)
Lineage: Eukaryota; Viridiplantae; Streptophyta; Magnoliopsida; Myrtales; Lythraceae
Source: RefSeq, a predicted model, not a curated record